ACCCAUACGCUGGUCUAAAAGCCUAAAGAUGACAAGGCCAUUCAGGAAUACCAUUGCAGAAGCAUGCUUGACUUCCAGUGCCUGUCACCAGCACCAGACAAAAUCCAUACAAUUUUCUACCACAAAUACAACAGCAGCAGCAGCAUAAUCAAACACACAACCCUCACACUGAAGAAGUGGUUUGGCUUACUGAGUCACUUAGGUGACUAAACCACCUCUUUCUACGUCUACAAACACAUACGCGACAGCCAUAGCCAUCAACCCACUGUAAUGUCAGCAAGCAUCAAAAUCUCUUCCUCGCAAGAAUUGACAGCCUUUUGGUCCCUUAUAUCUAUCCCCAGCUCUUCCUUUGCAUCAUUCAAUUCGGGCUCCCACCAGCAAUGCAGGAACUCUGUGAUCUCAAGGUUCAUGUCAAUGAGCAGCACACCUUCCUCCUGCAUCAGGUACUCAUUCCUCAACCCACACAUCAUGUGGUGUCGUCCAGCUUUCUCUCCUUCACUACUGGCAAUCUAAGUCUUCUAUUGCAGAGAGUCCUCUGUUCCUUCUCGGGCAAGCUGAAGGAGAUGGUGAGCCAAGAGAGGCAGAGAAGCCAGCCAAAGGGCUCAGGAGUUGGGAUAAUGGAGUUUCCAGGAGGAGCAUGUGGUUUUGAGCUGGUGUCCAGAUUCUGCUACAACAAUGGGAGCAUCGCCAUGACGCCAUCCAACAUCUGUCUCCUCCACUGCUCCGCCAUUCUUCUUGAGAUGACUGAAGAUGUCUCCUCCUGCAAUCUUUUGAGGCAGACGGAGACCUUCUUGGAUGGAGUGUUCCACUGGACAUGGAAUGACAUCCUAACAGCUUUGAAGAGCUGUGAGCCCUUCUUCCCAACUGCCGACUCCUGUGGCCUACUCCAGAAGCUCGUCUCAUCCCUCCUGGCAAAGAUAGCGGCCAAUUCAGAGAUGAUGCCACUCCUGUCGGCAACGCCAUUUCCGUCAUCUUCAUCUUCUUCCUCCUCGCCUGAUACCUCUGGUUUCAGGUGCUCCUCAUCUACCAAGACCCCCGAGCCGAUGAAGCCUUGUUCCAACAGGGAAUGGUGGUUCGAUGACCUCACCAUCUUGGCACCCAGCACCAUAGAAAAGAUCAUGAAGACCCUCGGAGCUUAUGGUACUGACAACAAGAACCUCGUCCUGACCAGGUUUCUCUUGCAUUACCUCAAGACGGUGGUCCAGAGGCCAUGCUCUGGCGUCGGAUGCGGGAACCUUGGUCACUGUAAGGAAGAGUACGGUGGUCUUGCCGACACUGCAGUCCAUGGAGUGGCGCUGAUGGGAAGAACAGCCUUCUCCUGCAGAGGACUGUUCUGGGUGCUGAGGGUGGUCUCAGGCCUGGGCCUCAGCAAGGAAUGCAGGCAGAAGCUGGAGAGGCUGAUGGGACUCGUGCUCGACCAGGCCACACUGGAUGAUCUCUUGGUGUCAGGGCACGAUGGAGGUGUCUAUGAUGUCAACCUGGUGCUGAGGUUGGUUAGAAUAUUCGUGAGCACCGAGGAGGGUGGUGGCGCCUCCUCGCAGAGGCUGAAGAAGGUAGGGAGGUUGACCGACAAGUACCUGGGGGAGAUCUCUCCUGACCAGAGCUUGAAGGUGUCCAAGUUUCUCGAGGUGGCUGAGAGCCUCCCGGAUUCAGCUCGAGACUGCUUUGAUGGAGUCUACAGAGCUUUGGACAUCUACCUCGAGUCACACCCAACGCUCUCCACCGAGGAGCGGACAAGGCUGUGCGGAUGCCUCAACUACGAGAAGCUCACACUCGAGGCCUGCAAGGACCUGGCAAAGAACCCACGGGUGCCGCCGGGAGUCGCCGUCCAAGCGCUGGUCUCGCAGCACUCCAAGUUGCACAUCGGAACCGACGUGGCCGACCCGUCGCGGACGCCGGCCGCCUCCCCGGAGUCGCCGCAUGAGAAGCAGCAGCUCAAGCUCAGCCUUCAAAGGAUGCAGUGCAGGGUGAAGGAACUGGAGAAGGCGUGCAGGAACAUGAAGGGCCAGAUGUCGAAGAUGGUGAAGACCAAGUCCAUGAACCACAGCAACAGAGGAAUGCCAAGGCUCUGUUGACAUGGAUACACCACAAUGUAGAGUUGUGUUUUUUUGUGAGAGUUGUAAAUUUGUAGGGAUGAGGUUUUUGAUUUGGGUUUCAGCUACCAUUUCACAUCGGAACAUCUGUCGAACACCAUCAGAGGAAUCUGUAAAGCUUAUAUGAUGUUCUUACUGUGAA
Molecule: messenger RNA, 2235 nt
Organism: Musa acuminata subsp. malaccensis (wild Malaysian banana)
Lineage: Eukaryota; Viridiplantae; Streptophyta; Magnoliopsida; Zingiberales; Musaceae
Product: BTB/POZ domain-containing protein At3g19850
Molecular function (GO): protein binding
Source: RefSeq, a predicted model, not a curated record